GAGAAUUAAUGGAUAUCUUCCAUGAAUCGUCCGGACUUGGCUGCACAACAACAACGCCGAUGACAACGACGUUCACCAGACGCUUCCCACAACAGCAGCACCACCGCACUGCGGUGGGUGGAGCUGAUGAUGAGGAGAUGCAGCAGCGGCACGUGGAGCACGUUGCGGCCACGAUCAUCACACGUGCCGUACGGCGCGUGGCAUGGCGCCGUCUAUUUCAACGGCUCAAGCUGGCCGUUAAGGCCGCGGAAACGGCAUAUGCUGUGGAUUUUAUUCGAACCCUGUGCCCUGCGGAAGCAGAGCUUCUUCUAGACCCCACACUCUCGCCAACCAUACGCUUUCGGUUUGGUGGUGACCAGUACCCCCCUCAAAUCUUCUUCAAGAUAUAUUUGAGUCCUUGUGGCACAAAGGUGCAGUACAUGUCCGCUCGCCAGCUCUUCCGCGCAUCAACUCAGGCGGCGGAGGAUGCGCGGAGUAUGAUGGGCCCACGAAAGUACAUGGAGCAAGUGAUUGAGGACUGGUAUCUGCACGUCAACUCCGGUGGCAUGAGCGAUCUCAUCGACGUCAGCGACGAGCGAGAAUACGUGCAGGUGAUGACUGCGCUGGACAAGCAGUCGGCCAUGUCUGGUGGGCGAUCAAACGACUGGCGCCCGCUCCACACCAUCGAGCCGACAACAUCAUCGAGUACGGUGAACGACUUUAUCGAACACGUCAGAAGCGGCGGCCGCACGGAACUGAAGAUGAUAACUCAAGAGCUCAAUGCGACGGUGCUGAUUGAUGACCAGCUGGCGAAGUUGCGGGCGGCAACAGCACACCGCGCCCUCACGCGCACACGCACGGGAACGCAGACGGGACGCAUGUCUGCACACGGCAGAGCGCGGCGCAUGAAUCAGCUGCGCCGCGCAUAUGGUGUGGGCACUCCGCAGACGCAGCAGACGCCACAGCUUGCAGCCUCACUGUCAUCGACAAUGACAGGAAAACCUGCAACCCCUGCAUUACAGCAGCAACCAUCCGCAUUACAGCAGCAACCAUCACAGCAGCAAGUAGUUGCACGGAGUGCUCUUGCAUCUGCCCAGGAGCAGCGUGCAGGAACAGGGAGCGAGCGACGAUGGUCGCACAGCCGCCCGGCAAACGAGGAAAGUGCACUGACCAUGGUGGAGGCACCUCACAGCACAUGGCGCGAUGAUAGUGGUGGUGAUGGUGCUGGUGAUGGUGCAGGGGUUGCGAGACGUCGUGGUGACGUGGGUGGUGGCGAUGAGGAUGUGUUUGAUGCCAGUGGCGGGUUUGGCAGUGUGGACGGUUAUGAUGAUUACUAUGAAGAGGAUGAUGAUGAAGACAAGCUGUUUGAAUGGUCGCAGCAGGUCCCUGUAGACGUCGGCGCGCUUGACCUCGACGAGGACUUGUUGGGCUCGCUUUAGCUUGGUGCUGUUGUGUUGUUUUGUGUAUGUGUGUGUGUGUGUGUGCGUGUGUGUGUGUGUGUUUGUGUGUGUGUCAGCGCUGCUUGUCUUGAUGAACUGCUUGUGUUCGAAAGCGGGUUGUAUGGUGUAUGUCUUCCAUUUUUAUUUUAUCGCUGACGAAGUAUGAAAGGCAUUGACAAUAGCGUGCGGCUCUUUACUUCUUUCAAGCCUGUGUGUUAUUGCUGCGCUCUUGUUACCAACACAGCAAGUGAACUGUUGUCUAACUGA
This is a messenger RNA of Salpingoeca rosetta, 1685 nucleotides long. RefSeq lists its product as uncharacterized. The transcript is spliced from 8 exons. The record is from RefSeq and is a predicted model, not a curated record. NCBI's taxonomy places the organism in Eukaryota, Choanoflagellata, Craspedida, Salpingoecidae. The coding region runs from base 9 to 1418 and encodes 469 amino acids.